AUGACCGUCUCCAACAAUCAUUCCACGAAAAUAUCCCAGCAAUCAAUCUCAUCAAUGUCGGCACUGAAGUUUUUCGGCAAGAAGCUCUUGAGCUCCAAACAUGACAACAAAUUGAAGAAAAAGGCGUCUCUACCCCCGGACUUCCACUCCACAAGCACACACAGCAGCGACUCGUCCUCCAGCUCGAAAUUGCCGACCCCCUUGAAGGCCUCCCGCCGGGCAAACUCGUUUGUCCACUCGACUAACGACAACAGCUCUUCAUCGCCCGGGUCUGCCAAGAACCUGCGCACGGGCUGCACCAGCACGUCCUCCUCAAGAGCGAACAGACAUUCGUCCGCCUCACGCAAUGCGUCCGGCUCCAAGCUCAGCAACGAACGCAUGGUCUACAACCCAUAUGGAGUCUCCACCCCGAACACAUCGCUGUCGUCCAUCUCCACCACCGCGAAGAAGGACCCUGAUCUGGGCUUCUACCUCCACGACGGGGGUUCGAACAUCCGCAUGCUGCCCAUCCCAAUCGUGGACCCGAACGAGUAUCUGCCCGACGAGAUGAAGGAAGCGAGCAUACAAUUGAGCGAUAACUUCGUCUUUGACGACGAAAACAAGACAAUCGGCUGGGGCGGCUCGUGCGAAGUGCGCAAGAUCCGGUCCAAGUACCGCAAGAAGGACGUGUUUGCCCUGAAGAAGCUCAACAUGAUCUACAACGAGACGCCCGAGAAGUUCUACAAGCGCUGCUCGAAGGAAUUCAUCAUCGCGAAACAGUUGAGUCACCACGUGCACAUCACCAACACUUUCCUCCUGGUCAAAGUGCCCACAACUGUGUACACCACCCGCGGCUGGGGAUUCAUCAUGGAGCUCGGGCUGCGAGAUCUGUUUGCAAUGAUCCAGAAGUCCGGGUGGCGCAACGUGGCCCUAGCGGAGAAGUUCUGUAUUUUCAAGCAAGUGGCGCAUGGCGUGAAGUUCUGUCAUGACCAGGGCAUCGCACAUCGUGACUUGAAACCGGAGAACGUGCUGCUUUCCCCGGAGGGCGUAUGCAAACUAACCGAUUUCGGUAUCUCCGACUGGUACCACACUGAUCCUCUCGACCUAUCCAGCCCCGUGAAGAAAUGCGCAGGAAUGAUCGGCUCGCCGCCGUACGCGCCGCCAGAGGUAAUGUACUACGACGCUAAGAAGCACUACGACGCGGAAUUGCAACAGCCGUACGAUCCACGCGCCCUGGAUUGCUACGGCCUGGGCGUUAUCCUCAUGACGCUCGUCAACAACAUUAUCCCAUUCUUGGAGUCGUGCAGCUUCGACAUUGGCUUCCGUGACUACUGCGAAGCGUACGAAAACUUCAUCCGGCUGCACAACCGCGGAUUCCGCGACCCGGGCAACCACCGCCCAGGCCCGGGAAUGGAGUACCACCUGGCCAGAAACUUCAAGAAUGGCCACGCGGCACGCGUGGCCUGGCGGCUCGCCGACCCGGAAGCCGCCACCCGCUACACCAUGGACGACCUGUUCGAAGACCCGUGGUUCCAAAGCAUCGAAACGUGCGUGAACGCCGGCGGCGAGUACGUGUGCAAGAACCCCGCCGUCAAGACUACCACGUACGAGAAUGUGCGAGGCUUCCACAUCGCCACAGACGUUGCCGCAGUGGCGCCCACUUCAAACCCCUUCCUCAAGGCCCGUACUCCCAUCAGGUCCAUGAUCGAUAUAGCCGCCCAUCCUUCGCCAACGCCGACCGCGGCCGCGCUGCCGCCGCCUCCGGCGCACUCGUGCGCCAGCGGAGAGGCGCUGUUUACGCUGACGGAAACCCCGCCACCACAGCUGGGCAAGCUCACGCUCGACGACGAGGCUCCCGCAACAGCCGCCGCUCCCGCAACAGCCGCCCCCGGCCUGCACAGAGCGGUCGUACACCACCACCUGAACAUCACGGGCAGCUUGGUCAGUAGCUCCAGCGCGGCGCCUUCCCAAAUUCCGGCCUCGACCUAA
This is a messenger RNA of Saccharomyces kudriavzevii IFO 1802, 1968 nucleotides long. It is a transcript of the gene PTK1, whose product is annotated as putative serine/threonine protein kinase PTK1. Gene Ontology annotation, molecular function: protein serine/threonine kinase activity; ATP binding. Lineage: Eukaryota; Fungi; Ascomycota; Saccharomycetes; Saccharomycetales; Saccharomycetaceae. The record is from RefSeq and is a predicted model, not a curated record. The transcript has a single exon. Gene Ontology annotation, cellular component: nucleus. Bases 1 to 1968 code for a protein of 655 amino acids. Gene Ontology annotation, biological process: protein phosphorylation; intracellular signal transduction.